Messenger RNA from Chaetura pelagica (chimney swift), 831 nucleotides. It is a transcript of the gene LMCD1, whose product is annotated as LIM and cysteine-rich domains 1. The transcript is spliced from 4 exons. NCBI's taxonomy places the organism in Eukaryota, Metazoa, Chordata, Aves, Apodiformes, Apodidae. The record is from RefSeq and is a predicted model, not a curated record. Gene Ontology annotation, molecular function: zinc ion binding. The coding region runs from base 1 to 831 and encodes 276 amino acids.
AUGUCGCUGAGCCAGGCGCCGGCAGGAAGAGGUGUGCCUUGUCUGCGCUGCAGGGGGAACUGCACGGGCUUCGAGCCACAUUCUUGGAGGAAGAUCUGCAAGUCGUGCAAGUGCAGCCAGGAGGAUCACAGCCUGAGCUCGGAGGUGGAGGAGGACCGGAAGAUCGGGCGGCUGCUGUCGGGCUCCAGGUACGCCUCGCUGACCGCCCGCGUGAAGGGCGGGGACGGGCUGCGCAUCUACAAGAGGAACCGCAUGAUCAUCACCAACCCCAUCGUCUCCCGGAAAGACCCCACCUUCGACACCAUCACCUACGAGUGGGCUCCCCCGGGGCUCACCCAGAAGCUGGCCAUGCAGUACAUGGAGCUGAUCCCGAAGGAGAUGCAGCCGGUGGCGGGCACGGAGGGAGCGCGGUACCGCCGGAGGCAGCUGCUGAGGCAGCUCCCGCUCUACGACCAGGACCCGUCGCAGUGCCGCGGGCUGGCCGAGGGCGAGCUGCAGCUGAUGGAAGACUUUGUGAAGAAGUACAAAGCUGAGGCCCUGGGCGUCGGGGAGGUGGCCCUGCCGGGCCAGGGCGGCGGCGGGAAGGAGGGGGAGAAGCCGCAGGACGGGAGCAUCGCUGCCGGCAAAGCCCCCGAGUCCAACGGGGCCCUGGAGCCUGCCCCAGGCAGCUACAUCAUCUUCUCAGAGGACUACCAGCAGGCCGAGGGGAUGGCCUGGCACAAGAAGCACUUUGCCUGCCUGGAGUGUGAGACGCUGCUGACCGGCAAGCCCUACACCCUGGAUGACUCCGGCCUCCUCUGCACAACCUGCAGCAAAAGCAAACGCCUCUGA